Molecule: messenger RNA, 1154 nt
Organism: Ceutorhynchus assimilis (cabbage seed weevil)
Lineage: Eukaryota; Metazoa; Arthropoda; Insecta; Coleoptera; Curculionidae
Source: the annotation of a GenBank genome assembly
UAUACUACGCGAGCAAGCAACCUUACAUUUUCUUGUUCUCACUUCCACUCCACUCCUCUCUCUCCACUACUUUCACCAGGCUUUGACGGUUGCGGGUUGAGGUUAGGGAUCGAGAUUUCUACCUGUGGUGAUUGGUGAUUUAUCAGCAGAAAAAUUGAAGUUUUUCCGUUUAUGAAUGGAAAACUGAGAAAACAUUAAUUUUAUUCUAGAAAAAAAAAAAACGUGUUUGUGAUAUUUUGUGGAGAAGACAAUGAAAAAGAUGGGAGACGCCGAUUCACAGCAACUCCAAGAUUACAAGGAAGGCGUAAAACAAGAAGCAGAGGAACUAGUAUUAAAAGAAUUCCCUGAAACCAUUAUGAAACUCAACAAUUUGCUGAAUACUCCGGCAUUCAAAAAUCGCGCUUUCAAGGACUUCCGUCAAGAUCUUGAAAUUCCCAUUCCAGAUCCUAUUCUUGUCACCGCCAAUGAAGUUGAUCCGCCAGCUAAGAGAACGAAAAGGGAGCAAAGUCCGGAAAGCCAUUCUACUGGGGCCAGCGUUAAUAUCUUACCCAUGGGUUCUGUUCCGUGCAAUAAAACUCUGGUGGACCUGAUUAAUAUUGUCAAGCCACAUAUACGAAAACUUGUAGAGGACUCUAACAUGACAAAAAUGUGGAUAUCAUUCAUGAUACCAAAAAUUGAAGAUGGCAAUAAUUUUGGUGUAUCUAUUCAAGAGGAUACACUGGCAGAAGUACAAUCUGUGGAAUCCGAAGCAGCUGGCUUUUUCGACCAACUUUCUAGAUAUUUUAUUGCCAGGGGAAAGCUGGUCUCCAAAGUAGCAAAAUAUCCGCACAUUGAAGACUACCGCGUGGCUGUGCAAGAGUUUGAUGAAAAACAAUACCUCAGCUUGUGGUUGGUCUUGUCAGAGACCCGCAACCGUUACUGCGGUCUACACGACAUCGUCAUGAAGAAUAUCGACAAAAUCAAAAAACCGCGAUCAUCUAUUGCCACGGAAUCAUUGUACUAAUUGUCAAUCCAAAUUAUUUUUUAUAAAUUUUUGUACUCAUAUCUACCUACUUCUUAUGCUACGUAAAAAUUGUUGUUAUUUUCAUAUUUAGUUUGAAAAUGUACUAGACUAUUAUUAGUUCUUUGAAAAUAUACCAAUUGCGUUUGACAUU